Hordeum vulgare subsp. vulgare (domesticated barley) is the source of this 831-nucleotide messenger RNA. RefSeq names its product UDP-N-acetylglucosamine diphosphorylase 1-like. The record is from RefSeq and is a predicted model, not a curated record. Gene Ontology annotation, molecular function: UDP-N-acetylglucosamine diphosphorylase activity. Gene Ontology annotation, biological process: UDP-N-acetylglucosamine biosynthetic process. The annotation marks the transcript as partial. NCBI's taxonomy places the organism in Eukaryota, Viridiplantae, Streptophyta, Magnoliopsida, Poales, Poaceae. The transcript has 10 exons.
AUUGUUGAUAACGUAUUGGUUCGUGUUGGAGAUCCGACGUUCCUAGGGUACUUUAUAGAAAAAGGUGUAUCUUCUGUUGCAAAGGUUGUUAGGAAGGCUUAUCCACAAGAGAAUGUUGGAGUAUUUGUUGAAAGAGGUCGUGGUGGACCUCUUUCUGUGGUCGAGUAUAGUGAAAUGGAUGUGGCUAUGACUACUGAAAUUAAUCAAUCAACAGGACGCCUUCGUGUUUGUUGGAGCAAUAUAUUCUUGCAUACGUUCAGUUUGGAAUUUCUGAAUCAAGUCGCAAACAACCUUGAAAAGGACAGCGUGUAUCAUCUUGCACAGAAGACGAUACCUUCGUUUCAUGGGUAUACAACGGGACUGAAGCUUGAGCGCUUCAUAUUCGAUGCAUUCAAGUACUCCCCAUCCACGACACUUUUUGAGGUACUACGAGAAGAAGAAUUUGCUCCAGUGAAAAACGCGAAUGGGUCAGCCUAUGACACCCCACAUUCGGCCAAACUGAUGCUGCUCCGACUCCACAAUAGAUGGGUAGUCGCUGCUGGCUGCUUCCGGACCCAUUCUGUGCUCUUGUACAUGACAUGCGUCGAGGUUUCUCCGCUCAGCUACUACACCAGAGAAAACCUGGAGGCGAUCUGCCGCGGACAGACAUUCCAUGCGCGAAUAGUUUUGCAUGUUAAUCCAGCCCAGUCCAAGCUAAGACAGAGGAGCCGCCCAGCCAGGCGUGUCGUCACACGCACAGAUGAGCAGGCAGAUCCCCAUCCCCAUCCCCAUGCCCACUCUAGAGCGUCGCAGCAUAAGCUCGACUACGUUUCCGUGGAGCUCGAGGAGUGA